Histoplasma capsulatum G186AR is the source of this 1759-nucleotide messenger RNA. Its product is annotated as RMND5A protein. The transcript is spliced from 4 exons. Gene Ontology annotation, cellular component: GID complex; nucleus; cytoplasm. Lineage: Eukaryota; Fungi; Ascomycota; Eurotiomycetes; Onygenales; Ajellomycetaceae. The record is from RefSeq and is a predicted model, not a curated record. The coding region runs from base 105 to 1328 and encodes 407 amino acids. Gene Ontology annotation, molecular function: ubiquitin protein ligase activity. Gene Ontology annotation, biological process: proteasome-mediated ubiquitin-dependent protein catabolic process.
CGAAACCGGAGCUGGAGCCUCGCGAUAUGUCUGCCAUACCCCAACACCGGUAGACCUCUGACCAGGCGUUAUUCGUUGGUUUCCCCACCACGCCAGCAGCAAAAAUGGAUUUACUCCAGAAGGAAUAUCAACGACUUUGGAAGCGAGCUCACAGCGGGAAAAGCAUCAAAGAUGUGCAGGCCACAAUUGACCUGCUCCAAGAAGCAAGAAACACCAUUGCCAAGAAUCCCAGUUCAGCGCCCAUCACUUUGGCAAAGCUACAAAAUCCCGUCAAGUCUUCCUUCGAUGCAACCAACGAGAGUCUCAAAGACGCCCAUAGCGGUCUUAACAAAUAUACCAAGGCUUUGGACAAGCUCUUUAAAGACAAGCCUCUUCCCUAUGACGCUCUUUCAGCACAGCCCGCACUGGUGAACAGAGCUAUUGCCAUGCACCUACUUCGGGAGGGCCAGUUUUCCGUCGCAUCUACAUUUUUAUCAGAAGUAGCCAAAAAUCCAACUCCCGCACAACCCGCUCCUGAGCAACCUGAUUCUGACUCUUUCGAAAUUCUCAUGGAGAUGGAGCAAAUGAAAUCGGGAGAUAUCACGAAGCAGUUUGUUCUCAUGUAUCAAAUCCUUCAUGAGUUAAAAGAAGAACGAAACUUAGUACCAGCCAUACAGUGGGCCUCUCAUCAUCGACAUCAGUUAGAAGCAAGGGGGAGCAAUCUAGAGUUUGAAUUGUGCAAGUUGCAGUUCGUGUGGUUAUUCCAUGGAGGCAAAAAUCCGCAAACACCGAUGACAGUUGGCCGGCAACUGGCCUUGCAGUAUGCCAGGAAAGAGUUCUCAGCUUUCCAGAGCAGGCACCUACCGGAAAUCCAACAAUUGAUGGGGGCUAUGGCAUUUUGCCCUAAUCUCGCAGACUCCCCGUAUAGAAACAUUUUUAACAAUCCUUCUUCCUGGGAUGAUGUAGCACGUUCCUUCACCUGCGAAUUCUGCUCUUUGCUGGGCCUAGCAGCAGAAUCUCCCCUAUACAUAGCAGCUACGGCUGGUGCGAUUGCCCUCCCUACGCUACUCAAGCUACAAACCAUUAUGAAAGAAAAACGUACGGAAUGGACAUCUCAAAACGAACUUCCAGUCGAAAUCCCCCUCCCACCAUCAUACCAAUUCCAUUCUAUCUUCGUCUGCCCCGUCUCGAAAGAGCAAACCACCGACGAAAACCCGCCCAUGAUGAUGCCCUGCGGCCACGUCAUUGCGCAAGAGUCCCUCAUGAGACUCAGCAAGGGCUCCAGAUUUAAAUGCCCGUACUGCCCGAACGAAAGCCAUCCAAAGGACGCCCAGAAAUUGUUUUUGUAGUUCCUAAAGAAAAGAAAUAACACUAACAUGACGUUGAAAUUUCCCAUUUGAUUUGGCUUUAUUAUUUUUUUAUUUUAUUUUUAUUUUAUUUCUUUUAUCUAACUUGUAUACAUCGCAUCUCCCUGGGCGUAUACGGCGUUUUUCCCUCCAACUUUGCCUAUUCAAGCUGGCUUUUACAAGUAUCCUUUGCGGUGUCACCUUUUAUAGCGGCGCAUGGAGUUGGGAGGGGGACCAGAGACCGAGUGUUAAGGGAUAGGACAAACAGUCUAUCAAAGACAGGGCAAUCUAUGCUGGCUGGAGCAAUGAAACGCAUACCAAUUAUUUUUACCACUCGUACUCACCUACCUCUCUUCACCCCCUCCCUAUUUUUUUUGGGCUUCCUUUCUUCUUCGUUUUACAAUUUUGGAAUCAAAAUGAUUUCCUUGCGUCUC